GUUACUCUAAAAUGAGUGUUUUUUGUGUUAAUUAUUUCACGCGAAACUGUCAUCUUAUCAAGUGUGAUAUGACAGGAGCGUGAUUGUUAUUCGAUCAAAACAUUGGUUUCUUGCCAACUUUGCAGAACAAUAGCAUUACAAGCUUGUCGUAUUUUGAUGGGCUUACCGUGUUUGGAGCAAUGAAAAGUGGAAUAACUGCAGGGUUUUCCCUCUUCAUUUGAGUUGUGAAACAUGCUGGGCUCGUGUCUAGUUAUGAAAAGUCCAAGUGUUAGAUACAAGGGGAGUUUGAACAGGGCUACAACGAAGCCAUUACAAGAAGAAUCUUACUGUACAAGACUGUACAGUCAUCCACCUCUGCAUCCUGGAGAACAAAUCAUCYUACAGCAGGAUGAAAUCAUGUGUGUUGAUAGUUUUGAUAACUACGCCGAGGGGAUUAUUCAUUUGACGACAUACAGGAUAAUAUUUACUGGUGCUUAUAAGGUGCAGGAAUGCAAUGAAACAGAGGGACAAGAACAAAAACUCAAGUUGGAAGAAGAUGCAGAGGAGUUGUCCAGGAAUGCUUCUCGUCGACAGUCCAUUACACUUAAGAAUGAAAGGAACAAGGCUGACUCAGAUGUGUACAAGAGACUUGGAAGGUUUAAAAAGACAAAACCACUCAGAUAUUCACAAUCAGUGAGGAAUUUCAAAACAAGUGGCAUUCCUGGCAUUGAAGAAAAAAACGAAGCAAAACUGAUGACCUACAGACCCAUACUUCACACUUUAGAGCGCAUUGAUCACCAUUAUGAAUUAGAAUUGUCUGUUCCCUGUGCAAGUAUUUAUGAAAUUAGAAAAUAUUCAAGAAAAAACUUACCAAAAAGUAAAAAUGUGAUUCGCAGUGAUGGAUUUGAACUGCUAUGCAGUAACAUCAAGUCAUACAGGUUCUGCCUUCAACAAAAGAUAAAUUCCAAAACAGUCAUUGAUUCAGAGAGUCUAAUUAAACUGCUUCUUUACCACACAAAACCUUCAUUUCUCAGGCUGUUUGCCUUUGCACAUAGAAAGGCUAUUACAAUUCCAAGCAAGACUCCCAUUUUAGAUGACAAAAGUCCUUCGAAUUUCUACAAAUUUAAAGAGGAAUUCAUAAGAAUGGGUUUUUGUUCUGCUACGGAAUGGAGAGUGCCAAAUCAUUCGUGUGAGCAGUACCCAAGACAGACAAUUGUACCAUCGGAUAUUUCAGAUGAAGAACUUUGCAAGGUGUCGAAUUUCCAUAGAGGUAAUACMUUUCCUGCAGUUUGUUGGAGGCAAAAAACAAACGGGACUGUCAUACUAAGAUCGUCAACUACACUUAAUCGACGGGGUUUAGUUGAAACGCAUUGUAAACUGGACGAAAAGUUCCUGAAAUGUGUCUGUCAGACUAACGAAUCAGCGACCAAGAAUAAACUUGUCAUCUUCACGGAACAACCAAAGCAAUCAGGUGCRGGACUUUUGAAUACCCCAGCACAACGAAUGAACGAUGCUACAGGACAACUUACUCCAGAACAAGGAGAAACAUUUUACUAUGGUAACUGUAAAUUCGUGUACACGGACUCACAGCCGGACUACAAGGCAGUACGUCAGAGUGCAGCUAAGCUACAGGCAUUCCUUGCGACCACAGUCGAGGACAGCAAGUAUCUUUCGGCAUUGGAAGAAACAGAAUGGCCGUCUCAAAUCAGUGAGCUACUKCAAUGUGCAACGCAAGCAGCUGUAGCAGUAAAUUGUGAUCAGUCUUCAGUCAUGUUCAGUUACGAAGAAGGGUUCGACAGGACUGCUCAGCUUUCGAGUCUUACUCAACUUCUGUUGGAUCCGUAUUAUAGAACCGUUGAUGGUUUCCAGAUUCUGAUUCAAAAGGAGUGGUUAUCGUUUGUACAUAAGUUUGCUGACCGUAAUCUUCCAGCUGACACGUUAGAUGAACACGGUCCUAUUUUCCUGCAAUGGCUGGACUGUGUUUGGCAGGUUUUACAGCAGUUUCCGUUCUCCUUUGAAUUCAACUCGUCCUUGCUUGAGUUGAUAGCAGAGAGUGCUUAUUCGUGUCGAUUUGGUGACUUCAUAGCAAACUCGGACCAGAUGAAAGGAAUCGAGGAAAAGACAACAUCUUURUGGACUUGGCUAAACGUAGCAAGCAUGUCAGAUCCUGAUCGGUUCGUCAAUCCACGGUAUAGAGUAAACCAAAGUGCUCUUUUUCCUCGAUAUCAUAUUCCAUGUCUUAAAGUUUGGACAUCUUUCUAUUCGUCUGCAUACAAACAGGACAAUGUCCGCGAUGCCAAUAAAGCUGGAUAUAUCCAAUCACUCAAACUAGAAGACGUUUAUAAGGAUUUACUUAAGAAGCACAACCAACUGUCACGACGGUUAACUAACGGUCGAAAACCAAGCAUACCAACAAUCGCUACGACAGACGUGACUUUCGACAUCACUAACGAUAGCGAUCGAUCAUCAUCGUGUGAAGACGAAGACGAUUCUGGGAUUGAUAAUACUACAUCUCCCGUCUCUCUUGAAGUCAGUACAGAAGAAGUCACGUACAGCAGUAAACCGCAGCGAAGAAUGACGAGAAGUAGAUCACUCGAUGAUAUGCUGAGCUUAUCGAAUCAAAAAACCAUCAAAAGRCGAUCAAUCAAACGAAAAGUUGGCGGGAGCAAGUUUUACACGACUGAUUUGCUGAAAGAACUGGAAAAAGAGCCAAGAAAACGAUUUGAAGUACCAGAACCAAUCAUCGAAAAUGUCACAAGUCUAAAGGAGUACUUGGACAAUAUUGGAAUCCAUUUUAAAGCAGAGUUAACUAUCCACGUCACUGAUACACAAUGCAGUGGUUACAUGGUGAAACUUGGAAAAGUCCACAAGAGUUGGAGAAAGAGGUGGUUUGUGCUUGAUCUCACUAAACGAUGUCUCGCUUAUUUUGAGAAUGAGAAGAGUCAGCAUCCAAAAGGUGCCAUUAGUUACCAGUCCAUUGUUCAAGUUUAUCCUCGAAGCAACACAGAAAAGAAAAAACGUUGUUUGUUUUACGUUGAAACACCGARCCGAACGUUUGAGAUUCAACCACCAAAUGAACAAUGUAUGAAAAUUUGGAUUGCUUGUUUGACGAUCCCACAAAGUGCCAUUGGCGUGUAGGUCUAGUGUCGAAUUGCUAGCACGUUUGACAAUGCAGUCAAAAGCUCAAGUUCCGUUCCUUUCGCGAUAUGGUGUCCAAGAUGUUUGAUUUCUGUAUAACAUAAAAGGGCUUUMCAAGAAUCACUAAGUGAUAGGCAAACAGUGGAUUUAUGGACUGUGGUAUUCGGAACUUUCAUUGCGAAGUGUUAGUUAUUGCUAACAAGCACCACUAGGUCGACAUAGGGUGGUCAUAGCAUGGUACAUUAACAAUCGAUCAAGUACACUACUUGAUGGGUACAUACACUGAACGCWGGACGUUUUUUGUAUAAUUCUUAGUCUUUAUUUAUAAUUUAUCAUUUGUAAUUAUUUUGAAAGUAAUAUAAUACUUGUACAUAAUAACAGUCCGUUACCCUUUUAAUGAACUUAGUACCCUCUAUGAUAUUGAACUUAAUACCCUCUAUUAUAUGGAACUUAAUAGCCUCUAUUAUAUGGAACUUGGUUAUUUACAACGAUGGCAACAAAUGAGAAAUUUCUUUUAUUUUUUUCGUACUCAUUAUAAUAUUAAUUGGUUGAAUUGCCAUCCAUUUUAGUUUUGCGUGCAGCCGCACUUACAAUAGAGUGUAUGCGCGCACAUAAUAUAUUAUAGACCCCUUGCAGUUCAUGGGAAUGCAGCUCUAACUGGAGGACAAUGGAUUCUAUUUCCCAAAAAAUCUUUUGUUUUUUUUCCUCCAGAUGAAGCUAAUUUGACAUCACAUGCAAGGGAUCUAUUGACAUUUACUUUAGAUUUUUUAAGAUGAAAACAAAUUAGUAUAAUAUAAAAUAAAGUAAUGUUGUAGUUAUAAAUAUACAAAGGGAACUAAUUUCCUCAUAGUCUUCGUCCAAAGUGAUGCGUAUUGGUGGCGAUUUUGCAUUCGGUUCUUCGUUCCUGAGUGAAUUCAAAAACACAAAAAACUCACGAAAACGCAUCAGGUCCUCAAUGAGGAUGUCACGUUAAUAAAAUAAAGACUUAUUUGGUAUUA
Messenger RNA from Exaiptasia diaphana, 4115 nucleotides. RefSeq names its product myotubularin. The record is from RefSeq and is a predicted model, not a curated record. Lineage: Eukaryota; Metazoa; Cnidaria; Anthozoa; Actiniaria; Aiptasiidae. The coding region runs from base 232 to 3117 and encodes 961 amino acids. The transcript is spliced from 26 exons.